Messenger RNA from Tachyglossus aculeatus (Australian echidna), 2120 nucleotides. RefSeq names its product syntaxin 7 (gene STX7). Gene Ontology annotation, biological process: intracellular protein transport; vesicle-mediated transport; vesicle fusion. The record is from RefSeq and is a predicted model, not a curated record. Gene Ontology annotation, cellular component: synaptic vesicle; membrane; SNARE complex. The coding region runs from base 138 to 926 and encodes 262 amino acids. Gene Ontology annotation, molecular function: SNAP receptor activity; SNARE binding. The transcript has 10 exons. NCBI's taxonomy places the organism in Eukaryota, Metazoa, Chordata, Mammalia, Monotremata, Tachyglossidae.
CCCUCCGCCGUCAGCUGCCGCAGCGCCGCAGGGGGGCAGCCCGCGGGGGUCGCCGAGAGCUGGGAGAGCACCAGGGAGGACGUCCUGCAGGUCCACUCCGUGACAGCUGAUGAGAUUGGUGACUGAGAGGAGCCACCAUGUCCUACACCGCGGGAUUCGGGGGCGACCCUGCCCAGCUGGCUCAGCGCAUCUCUUCCAACAUUCAGAAGAUCACACAGUGCUCUGUGGAGAUUCAGCGAACCCUGAACCAACUUGGAACACCUCAAGACUCACCCGAAUUGAGGCAACAGCUGCAACAGAAGCAGCAGUACACAAACCAACUUGCCAAAGAAACAGAUAAGUUCAUAAAAGAAUUUGGAUCUCUGCCCACCACCCCAACUGAACAGCGCCAAAGGAAAAUUCAGAAGGAUCGCCUUGUGGCAGAAUUCACAACCUCCCUGACAAACUUCCAGAAGGUCCAAAGGCAAGCUGCCGAGAAGGAGAAGGAUUUUGUUGCCAGAGUCAGAGCCAGUUCCAGGGUGUCGGGUGGUUUUCCUGAGGACAGUUAUAAAGAAGGGAACCUCGUUUCCUGGGAAAGUCAAACUCCAUCUCAAGCUCAGUUGCAAGAUGAAGAUAUCACAGAUGAUGACCUCCGCCUUAUUCAUGAAAGAGAGUCUUCCAUCAGGCAACUUGAAGCAGAUAUCAUGGACAUAAAUGAAAUAUUUAAGGAUUUGGGAAUGAUGAUCCACGAACAAGGAGAUGUAAUAGAUAGCAUAGAAGCCAAUGUAGAAACUGCUGAAGUUCAUGUGCAACAAGCAAACCAGCAGUUAUCAAGAGCAGCCGAGUACCAGCGCAAGUCCCGAAAGACCCUGUGCAUCAUUAUUUUAGUGCUUGUCCUCGGAGGAGUGAUUCUUGGGCUGAUCAUCUGGGGAACCUCGAGAAACUGAUGUCAUGUUAAUGAUACGUGAUGUAGGAAAACUCCUACGGUUAUGGUUUUUAAUCAUUGUAAAGCUGAACUAAUGGUUUCUUGACCUGUCAUCUCUGGAAGAGGAGGCUUCAUUUGGUUAAAAGAAAAUGUUUUCUAUUAAGUGGGUUUUUCUAAGUAAUUCCCGUGCUCUCAAACUUAUUCACUCCUGAGUUCUUGACAGUACUGAAUAUGCUGUUCGUCUGUAAAUUAUCAACUUUGUUGACCGGUAAGCUUAGUUUAUAGAAUUGGAAACUUGAAACUAUAUUUCGUGCAUAGAGAUCUCAACUGCAUUACAGGGUAGGCAUGCUCUUAAAAGCUUGCUUCCUCAACAAAAGCCACUUCCAAUUUAUUUAGUCCAGUGAAGGAAAAGUCAGCAAAUGAAAUUAGUUGAGAGUCCUCUCCACUGUUGCCUGAUUAAACUUUAGAUCGAAACUUUAGGUUGUGGACUUAAUCUUUAAUGGCUGGGACCCUCUCUUGACAACUAUAUUGAUUUGGAACAAUUUCUUAUAAUAAUCUGCUUUGAUAAGUAGCCACCAGGCAUACACCUGCAGUGAGACUAGUUGGUGAUAACAUAGGCCAUAUUUAACUCUUUUAAAAAAUGUGCAUUUAUUGGGAAAAGUGUAGUCUUUGUCAAUAUUAACCAUGCGUUUGGGGGAAGAUUUUGGAAAAAACCCUAGUACUUGGAUUCUAGACGUUUCACUUUGCUGUUACGGGGGACCUAUUUGGAGCAUCGCAACAGGUUAAAUGACGUUUGCAUGGAGUUUCGCUGGCAAGUGGGUUGCGUUCAUGGGUCAAGAGUUGCCGUUGAAAGAAGUGGAUUGGCUAGGUGGUGCUAGUUGGGUUCUUUGGGGAAAUGGAGUCCUUGGGGCUGUUAACCUUGAAUGUUUCGUGUUGGUACUGAUUUUUUACUGGCCGUUCGAGGGAGGAUCGAGCAUUUCCGCCAAUUGACCUGUAUGUCUUUUUAAUCAAUGUUGUUUUAGUGCACUAAUCUAAAAUUCUGUAAAGCAAAGAAUUGCAAUUAAACGUAUGAAUUUUAUAAUGUUCUGUACAGAGGUUUGAUAGUAGAUGCACUGUUUACAUGCCUGCUGUGAAACCAUAAUUGUGAGCAGAGAAAAUGUAAGCAAUUUAAUGAUAUGUAACUAUGCAGUUAAAAUAAAGGUGAUUUUAAAACUGU